AUUCUCAUAAACGAAGAAUCUACAGAACACCAUGAACAAUACAACAGCCAACGAAAGUUAUGCCUUUGACGAUCACCUCGCGGUCCGUGUUGUACGCCUGAUGUUGUACCCUGUGGUUUUCAUGAUUGGCGUACUUGGAAAUUUAUUAGUCUGUGCUGUUAUCCUGGGAACAAAGAAAAAAAACUUGGGUUCCUCCAAAGGAUACUUUAUAUUAAACCUUGCCCUGUCUGACCUGAUGGUUCUGUUUUUAUAUCUUCCAUUCGACCUGGCCUAUCUUGAGAACCACUCCGUAUGGCCGUUUGGUUUUGCUCUUUGCAAGCUAAUUAACAUUUUGAGCGCUGUUUCCGUCACGGUGUCGGGAUCAAUGUUGAUUUGCAUUGGCUAUGAGCGAUACCUUGCAAUUGUGAAGACGCUGAAGAGUCCAUUUAGCAAAACAAAAGCUGUAGUUAUGGUGGCAUUCAGUUGGGUCUACUCGUGCUUACUGCAACUACCAUUCGUGUUCGCCUUAACCUUGGAGCCAAACGGAAGGUGUCUCAUUGACAUACAGUGGUGGCCAAGCCAGCUUUCGUUCAACCUUACUUACAUCAUGGCGUUGGUUAUUCCGCAGUUCGUAAUUCCUGCAUUCUGCCUCGUUUUCUUUUAUGUUGGAAUUGUCAGCCAUUUACGAAAGGCUCACAAGCAGAACAAUAGACGAGGCAUUUACAGAAGCGUACAUGUUGCUGAAAAACGGCAGAAGCAAAACCGAAAGACCACGAAGUUGUUGACGGGUUUAGUGUUGGUUUAUGCGGCCUGCAUCUUACCAGACAAAGUGAUCAUUUUAAGUAUUAUAGGAAAUCCAUCGCUGUUGAACUCGCAUGCCACAAGGCAGCUGUACGAGUUUGCCAGACUUCUUACCACUGCAAAUAGCUGUCUUAAUCCCAUUCUGUAAACAACAUUAAGUCGCAGUUUUAGGAAAGACUUGAAGAGUUUGUUUUCUCGGGAGACAGUUAACGAUACGAACAGAUUUCUGCACUCAGCAUUUCAGGAAAUCCCACAAAAGCAAAGAGUAUCGACCUCUGCUUAUCAGUUACGCAGGAUCACAGUGAUGGAUAAAAAGGAAUUAAGUUGGGACACCGACAGGUUUAAAACAGUACUAACGCCAGAAGCAAACGGAAAUAAUUGAAGAUUUCUAUGCUUUCACAGAAUUUCAGCCGUUUGUGCGAUAACAUUAGGGUGUUUGCAUUUGAUGUAAGCAAUGAUUACAAGAAAAUUCAACGAAAUCGGAGGUAAAUUCGCCGUUUUCACUUACAUUGAAGUGAUCACUCUAAAUCAGUUUAGUUCAAUAACAAAUGGAAACAGACUGAGGUUAUUUUUCUUUAACACUUUCCUUGUAUGAUAUUGGCUUUAUAAUACGAUUGUUUAUCGUGGUGUAUAGACUUGUCCUAAAGUAUAACCGCUGGCUCACACUAGAAGUGACUGCUGUUGAAGUGUAAUAACA
Messenger RNA from Stylophora pistillata, 1477 nucleotides. Its product is annotated as somatostatin receptor type 5-like. NCBI's taxonomy places the organism in Eukaryota, Metazoa, Cnidaria, Anthozoa, Scleractinia, Pocilloporidae. Gene Ontology annotation, biological process: G protein-coupled receptor signaling pathway. Gene Ontology annotation, molecular function: neuropeptide Y receptor activity. Gene Ontology annotation, cellular component: plasma membrane. The record is from RefSeq and is a predicted model, not a curated record.